Messenger RNA from Monosiga brevicollis MX1, 1116 nucleotides. RefSeq lists its product as uncharacterized. Bases 1 to 906 code for a protein of 301 amino acids. NCBI's taxonomy places the organism in Eukaryota, Choanoflagellata, Craspedida, Salpingoecidae. The transcript has 5 exons. The record is from RefSeq and is a predicted model, not a curated record.
AUGGCAUCGUACGUCUUCUCCCUCUCUCCCUCUCUCUCUCUCUCUCUUCCUCUCCGCGCUUCUCUCUCUCCCUCUCUCUCUCCUCUCGUUGUCAUGUCCCUUUGUGUGACGCGCGCGCUCUCGCUCCUCUCUCUCCUCUCCCUCCUCUCUCUCUCUCUUCCUCUCGCUCUCUCUCCUCUCUCUCUCUCUCUCCUCUCUCGCUCUGUCUCUGCCUCGGAUGAUUCAGACUACUCGUUCCCUUCGCGCAAGCCCGCGGAGAUGGCCCUUUAUGCCACCAUCGAGGACGUCAACCAGGAAGCUGCCGCCCUCUCCAGUCUCAACGAUGUGGUCGAUAACUCGCUCGCUCCCAAGAUGGGCUCUCUGCAAAUGGCCCAGGAACAAGAGUUUGAACGCCUUCGUCUGGAAGCCCUCGCGGCGCGCAAUGCCAACGAACCUGCCAAGUUUGUCAAGGUCGAUGAACCCUCGCGCUCCUCCACAAGCCCCACCGAGGAUCAGCGACAGCAGCUGCUUCGCCAAGCCCAGCAGCAGGCCGAGACAAAGCCCGCCCCGCCCACCGCGUCGAGCAGCAGUGGGCCCACAGAAGAGGAUCGCCGACGCCUCCUGGAACAAGCCAUGAGCCAGGCCAAGGCUGCCCCCGCUGGCGGUAGUGGCAAGGGUCCCAGCCUUGAAGAGCGCCAGCGUCUCGCCAUGGCCGCCAUGAACCAAGAACGUCGCUCCACCCUUGAUCGCCGCGGUACCGGCACCGGCUCCGGCAAGGGCCCUAGCCUCGAGGAUCGCCAGCGUCUCGCCAUGGCUGCCAUGCAGCAGGCCCAGACCAGCACCAUGUCUCGCAGUGGGAAUGGCCCCAGCCUGGAAGAGCGCCAGCGCCUCGCCAUGGCUGCCAUGCAGCGCGAAACAAGCCAGUAACGCCUAUCCGAGCACCGGCAUCCCCUUGCCUAAUCGACUUGCCCGCAAGCCCUGCUUCACGGUGGUGGAUUGGCCUUUCGAAAUCUCUUACGACGGUUUUGCAAUGCCACUUCAUGCCCCUGCUCACCCCGUAUAUUCUUUUCCGUAUAUUUUUGUUUCUUGUUCCUCUUCUCGCUAACCCGUUUGAACGCCAUGAAUUGACCCCUUCUG